Argentina anserina (silverweed cinquefoil) is the source of this 3831-nucleotide messenger RNA. Its product is annotated as formin-like protein 5. The transcript is spliced from 9 exons. Gene Ontology annotation, biological process: actin cytoskeleton organization; actin nucleation. Gene Ontology annotation, molecular function: actin filament binding. NCBI's taxonomy places the organism in Eukaryota, Viridiplantae, Streptophyta, Magnoliopsida, Rosales, Rosaceae. Bases 518 to 3472 code for a protein of 984 amino acids. The record is from RefSeq and is a predicted model, not a curated record.
AGCUUUGAGACGAAACGUUCUGAAUCUCAAGAUUUUAACCUUUCCUACAUAUUCUGGUCAAAUACCGCCAUUACAUUUCAGCUGCUGACAUUGUGGCCUGCUUAGAGGAAAUUUGAGGUGAAACUUGUUUGGUUGCUUCUGUUUGAGCUUCUUAUUCAGCUUUCUGUGCUUGGUUUCUUUCUGGGUUUCGUGUUGGAAUAACAUUUGGUUCAUUGUAUUGGGUUCUUUUUGGGGAGAAGAAGAAGAAGGAUUCUGGGUUUGAUUGAUUAUCUCCUAUUGUGUUUAAAGUUCAAAUUUUGAUUGGAUAUCUUUGGUGGGUUUGUGAGGAUUCGCUUGGAUAAGGCAAAUUGGGAUUGGAGGUGUGCUGUGGAGGAGAAUUUGAAUAUUGGGUUGGUGGCAGAUUGUGGAAGUUUGAAGCUUUUUGGUCAAGUUUUGGGUGGUCAUGGUGUUGUAGGGUUUUUAUUGGUUAUGAGAGGUUUAGGGAUUGAUGAAAUGAGAAGGAUAUUGAACGUUCGGAAUGACAAUACAACUACAAAUGGGUCUUAUGAGGACAAGUCGUUUCAUUGUUUUGGUUACUCUGCUUUGUGUUUCAGCUUUGAUCAGCUCGGAGGAGAGAUUGAUCACAGAAGAAGUGUUCCUCACUCGACUAGUUGAUCCAGCAACUGGAAGGAUUGAUGGAGAUAUGGCACAGCUGUUAUGGGUACAUUGCAAGGUUGAUUUGACCCAUUUGGUGGAAACUAUUCAAGAUCUUCACUUAUGGUUGCCAGAGGAAAUAUCUGGUAGCACAGAUGAAAUUAGUUCAAAAAGACAGUCACUAGAAGAAAAUUUGCACACAUUAAUAAGCGUCCUUCAUCCUCAGGUGAAACAAACUCUUUCAGAUUGUUUCAGAAAGAAUAAUCUCUUUUUCCAUGUCUCUGGAGAAGAGAGUGCCUCCAAGAUUUGGUAUGCCAAGUAUAUUGAGUCUCUAUGUCCCAGACCUGUUCCAAGAAGAAAUAUGGGCAGCGAAUUGCUAGAGACCUUUGCUGAGGUACCAUCUCCUGCCCCUGGACCAGGAUCUUCUAUAUUCAGUCCUGUAUCAACCCCUGGUCCUGCACCUUCUGCUUCUAGCAUUCCUAGGCCCUUGAGCCCUGCUGCUCCACAAGCAUCAUUUUUUCCUCCUGUGUCCCGAAAUUCGGUUUCACAACCUUCAGUUAGCCCACCAGCUCCCGGCUCUAUUAUACAGAUUAAUAAAAAGACUGAUCGUAAACCAAUUAUCAUUGCAGUUGUGGUAACUGCAUCAGUGACAUUUGUAUUUGCAGCAGUCUUCUUCUUAUGUUGUACUAAAAUUUGUAACAAACAGCGUAAAGGUAGACAAAAUGAUGAGAGCCCCCUCCUUAGCCUGAGCUUAUCCGACUCUGGAGGUUCUCCGUAUAAGUUUCAUCCUUCCGAAAAUUCAAUAAAAAGGGAGAAGCUUGAGCAUGAAUCAUUGGAAUUAGGAUCCAUCACACGUGCAUCCAAAUACCAGUAUGAAAUGUAUGAGGCAUCCAGUUAUGGAAACGGAUCACUACCAUCUCCUCCUGGGAUGCCUCCUUUGAAGCCGCCUCCUGGCAGAGCAAAGCCUCUCCCUCCUGAACCACCUUCUUCUUUUAAGCCUCCUCCUGGCAGGGCUGCUCCUCCACCUACCCCUCCACCUCCUGUACCACCUCCUACUUUGAAUCCAUCUGUUGGUGCAUCCCCUCCGCCACCACCUCCUGCUCUUGGUCUCCGACCUCCAGCUCAUGGCCCUCGCCCCCCAGCUCCUGGUCCUCCUCCUCCUCCAGCACCUCCAGCGGCUGUUCCUCCUCCUCCAGCACCUCCAGCAGCUGUUCCUCCUCCUCCAGCGCCUCCAGCUGCUGGUCCUCCUCCCCCAUCACUUCCAAAGAUUGGCGUUCCUCCUCCUAGGCCACCUCCAUCAAUGCCUUUAGGUUCUAAGCUAGCUCGACCUCUGCCAUUCGCACCAAAGCGUACAUCAAAUGCUGCUUCAAGUGAUGGAUCAGAUGCUGAUGGUGAUGCUCCUAAAACAAAGCUGAAACCCUUUUUUUGGGAUAAGGUUCUAGCAAACCCUGAUCAAUCAAUGGUGUGGCAUCAAAUUAAAUCAGGAUCUUUCCAGUUCGAUGAGAACAUGAUUGAAUCACUGUUUGGGUACAAUAAUUCUGGUGAUAAAAACAAAAAUGAUCGCAAGAAAGAAUCUUCAUCCCAAGAUAACACACCCCAGUUUAUUCAAAUUAUUAAUCCCAAAAAAGCACAGAAUCUUUCAAUUCUUCUUCGGGCAUUGAAUGUGACAACCGAAGAGGUCUGUGAUGCAGUUUGUGAAGGCAAUGAGCUUCCGUCCGAAUUCGUUCAGACUUUGUUGAAGAUGGCACCAACGCAAGAAGAAGAGUUCAAGCUCAGGGUGUUCGAUGGUGAACUUUCUCAACUGGGGCCUGCUGAACGGUUUUUAAAAGGCUUGAUUGACAUCCCGUAUGCCUUUAAACGGUUGGAAGCCUUACUUUUUAUGUGCAAUCUUCAGGAGGAGAUCAUCACCCUUAAAGAAUCCUUUGCAUCCUUAGAGGUUGCUUGCAAAGAACUCAGAAACAGCCGGCUGUUUCUCAAGCUUUUGGAAGCUGUUCUUAAAACUGGCAAUCGCAUGAAUGAUGGAACAUUUCGUGGCGGUGCACAGGCAUUUAAGCUCGACACACUCUUGAAAUUGGCAGAUGUGAAGGGAACAGAUGGCAAGACAACGCUUUUGCAUUUCGUUGUUCAGGAAAUAAUCCGCUCUGAGGGUGUGAGAGCUGCUCGUGCAGCAAAAGCAAACCGGAGUUUCAAUAGCGUUAAAACAGAUGAUCUCCUUGAGGAAACUUCCCUGUACACAGAGGAGCACUAUCGUAAUCUUGGUCUAGAGAAAGUGUCAGGUUUGAGCAAUGAACUCGAAAAUGUGAAAAGAGCAUCAAUUUUGGAUGCUGACAACUUAACAGGAACUGUUGCCAAACUUCGUCAUGGUCUGAUAAAAUCCCGAGAAUUUCUAAAUACAGACAUGAAGAAUUCAGAAGAAGAAAGUGGUUUUCAUGAAACACUGAAGAGUUUUGUGCAGAAUGCUGAUGUUGAUAUCAGGGGUCUGCUAGAGGAAGAAAAGAGAAUCAUGGCUCUGGUAAAGAGCACCGGUGACUAUUUCCAUGGGAAUGCAGGGAAGGAUGAGGGUUUACAUUUGUUUGUUAUUGUGCGGGAUUUUUUGAUAAUUUUGGAUAGGGUAUGCAAAGAAGUUAGAUUGAUUCCAAGCAAGUCCACAAAAGUUCAGAGAAAGGAGGCACCUCCCUCCGAUCCCCGCCAGCCUCCGACAACGCCAUCUGCGUCUGAUCCCCGCACCCCGACAACACCAUCUGCGCUGGAUCCCUUUCCAGAUCUCCAUCAGCGGCUUUUCCCAGCAAUCAAAGAUAGGCGCAUAGACAAUUCUAGCUCAGAUGAUGAAGAUCCAUAGAUUUCCAUCUCAAGAAGAUACUAGAACUGCUUUGAUAAAGCGCCUGCUCGGUUCCAAGCGGGAGCUUAGCCCGCGGCAGAAUCCCUUCUGUUCAAGAUGGUGUUUCGCCAUAUAAACCAAGAUGGACCCUACAGCUCUAAAUAACCUUCAUUGUUAUUUGGUGUCCUGUUGAUGAUGGAAUUGCGACAAAAAGAGUUUGAUGAUACCCUUCGGAAUGCUCACAUCAGUUAGUUAGCAGAACCAUUUUUCACUUAUAUUUUGUUCAUAGAUUUUAUUGUUUUGUAGUAAAAAAAAAGUGUAGCAAGAUAGUUUUGUGAUCUGUAGAAUUGUUCUUCUCAGGAAUGAAAGUUUUUGAUACA